Molecule: messenger RNA, 282 nt
Organism: Chrysochloris asiatica (Cape golden mole)
Lineage: Eukaryota; Metazoa; Chordata; Mammalia; Afrosoricida; Chrysochloridae
Gene: SYCE3
Product: synaptonemal complex central element protein 3
Exons: 2
Coding region: 16-282 (88 amino acids)
Biological process (GO): reciprocal meiotic recombination; spermatogenesis; synaptonemal complex assembly
Cellular component (GO): central element
Source: RefSeq, a predicted model, not a curated record
UGUGUGCAUCAGCAGAUGGCUGAUUCUGACCCUGGAGACAGAAACUAUGACAACAUGUUGAAAAUGCUGUCAGACCUGAAUAAGGACUUGGAAAAACUACUGGAAGAGAUGGAGAAAAUCUCAGUGCAGGCGACCUGGAUGGCCUACGACAUGGUGGUGAUACGCACCAACCCCACGCUGGCUGAGUCCAUGCGGCGGCUGGAGGACGCCUUCCUCAACUGCAAGGAGGAGAUGGAGAAGAACUGGCGGGAACUGCUCAGAGAGACCAAGAAGAAGCAUUAA